AUGGAGGCAAUGAUAAAAUUUUCAAAACGUGGAUGAUUGUUCUGAAAUCAAAUUUCACGAGACAUGCGUUAUUCUAUCAGUUCUUUCAGAAAUUCAUUUAAUCGUAACUCAGUAGUUAAGUUUUUAAGUUGUUCUAAAUGGACUUCGAUGUUUACAUAUUACUCAAGUUUAUUUUCAAAUUUGAAACAAAAUGUAAUUAUGAAUUCUAGAUAUGUUAAAUUUUACAGUUUUCAGUCUAAAUUUGCUAACCAUGAAAAACUAAUUGCUGAUCAACCAAAAUCAAUUUUGCUGAGUAUUUAUAAUAUUGUGUGUAAACAUUUUGGUUCAGAAAAAUUUAUGCCAUCUUUUAAAUGUGUUUUGUUGCAAAAAAAUCCUCAAAAAUGGAAAGCAGAAAUUUCCUUAUGUUGGCCAUCACAAAUUACAGAAGAAGGUAUUGCGUUACGAAAGCGUUCUGCUGAGGCUAUUGCUGCUAAGAAAGUUAUUGAAUGGCUUCACAGAGAAAAUGUUUUAGAUGAAAAAAAUUAUCCCAUUCUUUAUCAAACAGAUGAUAAGAAAAAACUUAUUCAAAGUUGGAAGUUGCCACAUUUCAUAAACAUUUCAUCUGAGUUGGAAGAAAAAAUAAAAUGUCUAUUAAAAGAAUAUGAAGAAAUCAAAAAUACAAUUGAGAAUUGUGAAGAUAAAUUGCCAUUACAGUCUCUUAUUAUAGAAGAUUCUAUAAAAAGAGAUUCUAUAGAAGAUUCUAUAAAUUUUAAUAUAAACAACAAUGUACCUUUUUUAUUAGAAUCUUCUCAUAAUUUAAUAGAUGUUAUAACUGGAGAAAAACUGAAAGAUUAUGAACCUGAACAACUUUUAUCAAGAAGUUUUGAGAUGUAUCAUCAAAUGAAAGAAAAUGAAAAUAACAUUGAAUAUCAAAGGUUGAAAAAUCGGAGAGAUGCUCUUCCUAUUUUAGCAAAAAAGGAAGAAAUUCUUUCUUUAAUACAAGAUAAUCAAGUAAUUGUGUUAUCAGGAGAAACUGGAUGUGGAAAGACAACACAAGUUCCACAAUAUAUAUUGGAGCAAUACAUAAUGUCAUACAGAGGAGCUGAUUGUAACAUAGUAAUGACACAACCACGAAGAAUAGCUGCUACUUCUAUUGCAGCUCAUAUAGCUAAGGAAAGAUAUGAGAAAUUAGGUGAUACAAUUGGUUUUCAUGUGAGACUAAAUAAGCAACUCCCUUCCAAAUGUGGAGCUGUUUUAGUUUGUACAACUGGAAUUCUUCUUCAACGUUUACAGUUAAAUCCAUUGUUAAAAGGAAUUAGUCAUGUCAUAGUAGAUGAAGUUCACGAAAGAAGUGUCCAAAUUGAUUUUUUAUUAAUACUUUUAAAAAAAAUAUUGAAAGAAAACAAAGAUUUGAAAGUUAUUUUAAUGAGUGCUACAAUAAAUGCUGAAUUAUUUUCUGAAUACUUUAAUCAUUGUCCAAUCUUAAAUGUACCUGGAUUUACUUUUCCUGUAAAGGAAUAUUUUCUCAAAGAUGCUUUAAAAUUAAUUGGAAAAAAUAAUUUUAAGAUUGAAGAAGGUCCAGAAGUCAAUGUUAAUGUUGAUUUAAUUGUUGAAUUAAUAAAAAGAAUUGAUGAAACAAAACCACCUGGUGCCAUUUUAUGUUUUCUUCCAGGUUGGCAAGAAAUAAAAUUAGUUAAUAAUAAAUUGCAAAAUGUACUUUCUGAUAAGUUACAAUAUCAUAUUCAUACUCUUCAUUCUCUUAUUCCUCAUAAUCAGCAGUCUGAAGUUUUUAAUUCUGUCCCAUCAAAUGUAAGAAAAAUUAUCCUUGCGACUAAUAUAGCAGAGACUUCUUUAACAAUCAACGAUGUUGUUUAUGUAAUUGAUACUGGAUGUCAUCGAGAAUUAAAUUAUAAUCCUAAUAAUGGUUUAUCAAUUCUUUCUACACAAUGGAUCUCAAAAGCAAAUGUUCGACAAAGAAAAGGAAGAGCAGGUAGAGUUCAGUGUGGUGAAUGUUAUCAUUUAUUUACAGAAGACAUCAUGAAUGAUAUGCCAGAUUUUCCAAAACCAGAAAUGAUGAGAAUAUCACUUGAAAAUUUAAUUAUUGACAGUAAGAUAUAUAAUCCAAAUAUUUCAGCAUUAGAAUUUUUAUCAGAAGCUGUUCAAGCUCCAAAUAUUGAAAGUAUUAAAUGUUCAAUAAAUGAUUUACAACAAAUGAAUAUUUUGAAUGAGAAUGAAAAUUUGACCAUUCUUGGAAAAUAUGCAUCUCAUUUUGCAUUACAUCCUCGUCUUUCUAAAGCUAUAAUUUAUUCUGCUCUGUUUAGAUGUAUUAAUCCAGUAUUAACGAUAGCAGCAAUGCUUACUGGUAAAAAUCCAUUUAAUGUUAAUUUAGAAGACAAUGCAGCAAUAAGAGAGAUUAGGAAAAAGUAUGACACAAAUUGUUUCAGUGAUCAUUUAUCAUUUGUUAACCUGUAUAAUGACUGGAAUGCUAGUCAGACUCGUCAGCAGGAUUUAGAAUUCUGUGAAAUGAAUAAAAUAAAUAUUCAGAAUAUGAAUUUCAUUAAAGGACUGAAAAAUUUAUUUUCUGAAAAUUUACAUGAAACGGGCUUGAUUGAAAGUGAGAUUACCAAUAACAAUCAAUAUUCUUUGAAUUCUGGCAUAGUAUUGUCUGUUCUUUGUGCUGCUUUGUAUCCGAAAGUUAUAAAGCAACGAGUAGGAACAUUGGAUCGAGGGAGAAUAAAUUGGACAAAGACAUCACUUUACACACUCCGAGGAAAGAAAGCCAAUUUAACUUCAUCUUCAUUGUUGCACAAGAUAAACCAAUGGCCAAGUCCUUGGUUAAUAUAUUUUAGUGGAGUUCAAGCAGAAGAAAGAGGUAGACUGACCGUAAGAGAUGCUUCAGUUAUUUCUAGUAUCUCUCUUAUUUUAUUUGCUGGUAAACAUCUUAAUAUGUUAAACCAAGUCAAUAAGCAUGAACUAGUAACUUUAUCUGUCAAUGGUUCAAAAGGAUGCUUGUUUCAGUUACAUCCUUCCCAAGGACAAUGCCUAAUGGACCUUCGUCAGUGUUUUGACAAUGUGAUACAUUGGUUGUUAUGCAAUUCUAAUGAUUUAUCAGGUGAUGAAAAAGUGGAAUCUUUUGUUAAUCAUUUUCUGGAAGUGUUGAAUCAACUCUUGUUACAAAAAGACAAAGAUCAAAGUGAACACUGUGAUAGUGAAUGAUAUUUUUAAUUUCAUAAACAAAUUUUAAGAUUCUUUUAUAUAAAAUUGAAAAUGUAUUUAUAAAUAUUUAAUGCAAAGUUAU
Messenger RNA from Centruroides sculpturatus (bark scorpion), 3277 nucleotides. Its product is annotated as putative ATP-dependent RNA helicase DHX30. The record is from RefSeq and is a predicted model, not a curated record. The transcript is spliced from 12 exons. Gene Ontology annotation, molecular function: ATP binding; DNA helicase activity; G-quadruplex RNA binding. Lineage: Eukaryota; Metazoa; Arthropoda; Arachnida; Scorpiones; Buthidae. Gene Ontology annotation, cellular component: nucleus; intracellular anatomical structure; cytoplasm. Bases 64 to 3195 code for a protein of 1043 amino acids.